This is a messenger RNA of Caenorhabditis briggsae, 1038 nucleotides long. Lineage: Eukaryota; Metazoa; Nematoda; Chromadorea; Rhabditida; Rhabditidae. Gene Ontology annotation, molecular function: diacylglycerol O-acyltransferase activity. Gene Ontology annotation, biological process: triglyceride biosynthetic process. The record is from RefSeq and is a predicted model, not a curated record. The coding region runs from base 1 to 1038 and encodes 345 amino acids. Gene Ontology annotation, cellular component: endoplasmic reticulum membrane. The transcript is spliced from 3 exons.
AUGUUGAAUUACCGAAUUCACAAAAACCUAUCCAAUAUAAAAUGGGUCAAUUUCUUUUCGCCAUGGGAACGUCAACGAGCCUACUUUGCGGUCCUAGUCUGGUUCGUGUUGAUCUAUCCAUUCUGCUGCCUCUGCCAAUUAGCCCCAUUUGUUCUAUUCUUCACUGGACAAUGGAUUUUUCUGGCGUUAUACGCUUGCUGGUACUAUUAUGAUAAGGAAUCUCCAAAACGAGGAGGUUAUCGAGAUAAUUGGUUCAGAAGGCUCUCCCUGCAUAAGUGGUUUGCAAAUUACUUUCCGAUCAGGCUUCAUAAAACGGUGGAAUUGGAUAAGAAACAGAACUAUAUUUUUGGCUAUCACCCACAUGGAAUUCUUGGAGUUGGUGCGUGGUCGUGCUUUGGAUUCGAUGGAUGUAAUGCAUCGCAAAUUUUCAACGGGAUUCGAUUCAGCAUCUGCACGCUUCCUGGCAACUUCACCGCUAUGUUCCGACGCGAAAUAUUGCUCAGUAUUGGCCUAAUUGAGAGUUCCAAGGAAUCUAUUGAAUAUGUGUUAGGCUCCGAGGAAAGGGGAAGGGCAGUGGUGAUUGUGAUAGGAGGUGCGGCAGAAGCUCUCGAAGCCCAUCCAGGGAAACAUACUCUUACAUUGGCCACCCGUAAGGGAUUCGUCAGAGAAGCACUGAAGACCGGUGCACAUUUAGUUCCAGUUUAUGCGUUUGGAGAAAAUGACAUCUAUAAACAAAUCGAUAAUCCAGAAGGGUCAGUGCUUAGAAAAAUGCAAGAAUGGGGUAAGAAGAAAAUGGGAAUCUCAUUGCCACUGAUUUAUGGAAGAGGAUAUUUUCAAAUGGCGUUAGGACUUCUUCCAAUCAACACAAGCGUGAAUGUGGUAGUUGGAAACCCUAUUGAAGUAAUGAAGACUGAAAACCCAGAAAAAGAAGUUGUGGAUAGGAUACAUAAGAGAUACAUGGAAGAGUUGGCAAAGCUGUUUGAUGAGCAUAAGGAGAGAUUCGGAGUUUCCGAGGAGACAAAUCUUGUUUUUCAGUAA